Molecule: messenger RNA, 3780 nt
Organism: Onthophagus taurus
Lineage: Eukaryota; Metazoa; Arthropoda; Insecta; Coleoptera; Scarabaeidae
Gene: Phlpp
Product: PH domain leucine-rich repeat protein phosphatase
Cellular component (GO): cytoplasm
Molecular function (GO): protein binding
Source: RefSeq, a predicted model, not a curated record
UCUGCUUCUUCUCUUGUUAACCUUUUUUUUUCUAUUUUAAUCCGUACGUGAUCAGCCUCUGAACCAAACUCACCAGAGCGUGUAUUGUCACGGCAUUGUCACUCCGUGACACCGGUUCUUCGUACAUUCUCUAACCGUAUCCGCACACUAGAAUUACAAUACCUUAUUGUGAUCAUUUCUGAAUUGACAGUGUUAACGUAAACAACUAAAAUAACCUUUUAGGAUUUCCUAUUUUUUAUGCAAUCAAUAUUGCUUACAAGAAACAAACAUUUUUUUUAAACAUUAAAGUGAUUUUUGCAUAAUAUUCUAGUAAACGUGUUCAAUAGCGAAAAGAAAAAGUGAAAUUUUUUAAAAAGUCUUUAUUGAAUAUUUUAUUAGCGAUGUGUUCUUCGUCUGUGAUGUUACUGAGCGGUACACCAAAGAAAACGAUGAGGAUUUUUACGAAUUUCGUCGAUUUAAAUUCGGAUUCGGAUAACAACAUGGAAAUGGAUUCAUUGGAAACUUAUCAAGAAACGAAGAACAGAAUCCCAGAUAACAACAUUGACCUUUUCAAAUUAAAUCAAUCGAAAGAUGUAACAUCGAAGCGAUUAAACCUGAACGCGAUACAUCAACAGCAACAACCGAAGAAUAAUUUAAUAAUCAAUUGUGAUGAUGAUAAAAUUGAAACGUUUUGCCUUGAAGAUGUUAUUUUAUCUGAUAGUUCAAUAGAAACCCUAAUGGAUUUGGAAAAUUUGAGUCUUCGAUCGAAUGGGAUGCAAAUGUUUCCGAGUAUGGUUUUGAAAUUAACGUCUUUGACUAUGUUGGAUUUAUCCGAUAAUAAUAUUCGUGUUUUGCCGCCAGAAAUUAACAGAUUGAUAAAUUUGAAAGAAUUGGUUUUGGAUCAUAAUGUGAUAAGUGUCUUGCCAGAAACUCUUUGGGAUUUGAGAUUGUUAAAAAUUUUGAAAUGCGCCAAUAAUAGAUUGGCUUUACCGCCGGAUAAAUUUGCAGAUAUGAGGGCGAUCAUUUUAAACGAAACAGAUCACAUCAAACCGGAUAAUUCACUUCAGUCAAAAACAAAUAUUUUAACAACUUUAAAUUUAAGAGGAAAUCGUUUAAAAGGAAAUAUAAUUUUAGGAAAUUAUGGGAAUUUAACAGAACUGGAUUUAAGCGAAAAUAUUAUAGAAAACUUGGAUCUAACAGCAGUUGAACAACUACAAAUUUUACAAUGUUCAAGAAAUAAUCUAACGCAACUAAUUUUAUUUGGAAAGCACUUAACAUCUUUAAUAGCAGGAAAUAACAGUUUAAUAAAUCUCUCGGUAAAACAUCCCGCAUUAAACCUAAAACAUAUCGACGUCAGUUACAACGAAUUAGAAGUAUUACCAGAUUGGUUAUCAAAUUGCCAAGAUCUUCGAUCUUUAUUCGCUAGUAAUAAUAAUAUAAAGUUCUUACCGGAAGAAUUGUUUAGCAACAACAUGCCGUUUUUACACACCAUUCAAUUGGCUUACAAUCAAAUCCAAUAUUUGCCGUUAAUACAAAGAAAAUUUGCGAUACAAGAAUUUUUUUUACAAAAUAAUAGUUUAUCGAUGUUGCCAGAGAAUUUUUUUAAAACCAUUUAUAAUUUAAAAGUUUUAAAUGUCUCGAAUAACCGAUUAUGCGAUUUACCAAAACCGGAUAAAGAUUUAGCUUUGGAAAAGUUGUUUCUCACAGCUAAUUGUUUAAGCGAUCGAUCGUUGGAGAAAAUAACACCGUUUUUGAAGAUUUUAAAAAUAUUUCAUGGUGCCUACAACAAUUUUACGACAAUCCCAGAAAUUUCAUCUAUUUAUUGGUGUGAAAUAGAAGAACUGGUUUUCUCUGGUAAUAAGUUAUUAAAAUUACCAGAAGAUAUCGGAAAUUUACAUCAUUUAUCUGUAUUAAGAGUCCAUUCAAAUUUAUUACAGAACAUUCCGAAAUUAUCUAAUUUACUCACAUUAAGAGUUUUAGAUUUAGCUCAUAAUCAAUUAGAUCGGGUCGAUUUAACACAUUUAAUUCCCCCGAAUUUAAAAUUUUUGGAUUUAUCGUGCAAUACGAAGCUUCACGUUGAUUCUCAACAAUUUUAUAUGUACCGAUCUCAAAGACCGAUGAGUUUAGUUGAUGUUUCUGGAAAAAAUCGAUCUACACUUCCUUUAUCGCCAUCACCAUUCUGCGAAAAUAAUUUAACCGAAUCAAAUUGGACGGUGGGAUUUUCAGAAACUUCGGGUUCAAAGCAUCGAUUAUACAUUUCUCAAAUUCGUUUACCAGCUUUUUGCAACACCGAAGCAUUAUUUGGAAUGUUCGACGGUGAAAAUCAAAACGAAAUUCCCGUUUCCGUCGAUAAAGUGGUACCUAGGAUAUUAUUAGAAGAACGAACUGUUAAAGAAACUUGUAAUGAUUACAUGAAAUUUACUUUAUUAUCGACUUUUCGUGAAUUAAAAACGACUCAACGAAUAAACGCCGUUCUUGUGCAUAUUUUAAAAUCGAAAGUUCCCGCUGAUUAUUCAUUUUGUGGCGGUGUUAAAAAAUAUUUAAUGAAAAUCUCAACGGUUGGGGAUUUAAAAGUGGUUUUGGGGCGAAAUAAUGGCCCGAUUCGGAUUUUACCGCAAAAAUCGAGAAAGACUAACAAAAACAUUCGAACAAAUCCACAAAUACAUUACCUAAACACGGUUCCCGACCCGGAAAUUACCGAAAUUUAUUUAAACGAGCAAGAUGAAUAUUUAAUUAUAGCGAAUAAAAACAUUUGGAAUGUAAUCACACCAGAAAACGCAAUUAAAGAAGUUUCAUUACAAAGAAAUGUUAUUUUAGCGGCGAAAAGACUCCAAGAUUUAUCACAAAGUUACGGGGCCGAAGAAAAUUUAAGUAUAAUAGUUGUUAAAUUUAAUUUAAUCGGGACCGAUGUUGAUUUGUUAAUGAAAGAAUUAAGACAGACUAUAAAUAAAACGAAUUGUCAUCAAAGCGAAUCUGGGUUAUCUUCAACUUCUUGUCAACCCGGCUGUUGUUGCGAAAUUCUCCACAACGAAUGUAUAAAUUGUUUGGAAGAACAAAAAAAUAAUAAUAACAUCAUCGAUGAUCGAUCGUCUCCAAGCGGUCAAAGCGAACAAUUCGAUUCUAAUUCAUCCGCAAAAAACUAUAUUAACCAAUUAAACCGACAAUUUCAAAAAUUAUCACCGGACAGAAGAAGUUAUAGUGGAGGAGUUGCAAAAGCUUUGCGUUCAAGAAAAUCGGAAGAUGAAAAAUCGUCUCGAUCCGAAGAUACCGAUUCCGCGUUAUCCGAAGAACAAUUCAAAUGUUGGGAAUACAUGUUAGAACAAAACACUCAAUUAUUAUUUGAUAAGGAGUUAAAUACGCUUACUAGUACAAGAAGUAAUAGAUCAAGACCGAAUUUUUUAGCGACGAAAGGUGGUACUUUAUCGAGAAGUAAUCCAAUGAUUGCAUCGGAUGGUGGCGGAAAUAAUUUAUCUUUUUUAUCAAAACAAUUUGGGAGUACGAGAAGUUUUAAUCCUGGUUUAUCAAGACCCGCAUCGAGACUUUCGCUGGAUAAGAAGUUGAUUGGGGGACCGCAUGCUGCUUAUUUUGGUAGUUUGCAACGGUUGAUGCCGUAUAAUUUAGAGUACGAUUUUAGUGUUAUGCAAGAAAGGGGAUUAGCUGAUUCUUUGGAUUUGGAUAGGAUGCAACAAUAUUGGGGGGUUACUACUACCGAAUUAUAAUUAUAUUGAUAACUUAUAAUGUACAAUAAAAUGCAGAAAAAGUAUAUAUACAUUCUUAUUUAAUAAAUUUUGUUUUUAGUUC